GUUACACUUUAACCUGAAGCCACUCCUGCAGCUUCCUGUGCUGACCGGACCCGGAACCCGGUCUGCUGCACCUGCACAGGUACGACCAGAUGGACGCUAAACUCGGUUUCCAUGACAACCCCCUGAGUCGGCUGAUGACAGCAAGAGAAGAACAAAGGGACGUUGUGGCUUUAAAUGUGCUGUUGCUAGGAGACAGGCAGAGUGGGCGGAGCUCCGUGGGGAACGCUCUCAUUGGCGGCGACGAAUUUCAGACGGGGACCUGCGUUUCCGGCGUCUCCAUGACGACAGAGCUCCGGGUCCUGAGCAGGAAGUUUCCCGCGUACUUCCGGAGGCAGGGGGCGGAGUCUGACCUCCUGCUCAGCGUCCUGGACACGCCCCCCGGGAAGCUCCGCCCACAGCGCCUGCGGGCGCUCUGCCCCGGCGGCCUUCACGUGUUGGUGGUCGUAAUAAGAGCCGAUCAGCUGCAGGAAAACUCACAGCUGCUGAGCAACACAGAGAGUCUCUUCGGUCCAGACUGGCGUCAUCACGCCAUGCUCGUCCUCACGCACGCUGAUCACCUGGAGAAGGCGGGGCUUCAGCCGCCUGCGUUCCUCACCCAGAGCGCUGAUUGGCUGAGCUCUCUGGCCGAGGAGGUUGGGGGCGGGGUUUCGUUUUUGGACAACAGCUCUGAUUGGCCAUCAGUCAGAGGCCGCCCAAUCAGGGAUCAAGUGCUCCGCCUCUCAGCGAAGAACCAUCACAAAGCUCUGCAAUUUAGGUCAGACCAAUCACUCUGACACAAAUUCUGAGGACCAAAGCCAUCAACGUUAAUGUGGGUUUUAGGCCCGUAAUAACAACAAAUAUCGUAAUUAUUGCGAUAUAUGAUCAUAUUUAGAGUAGUAUUUUGAAAGACCAAUAAAUUUUAAUUUUGUAUAGAACAUUCAACUCUAAAACUGGAAGACAUUUAAAAUAUAAAUGUUAAUUUUUAUGCAUAUUUUGAAAAGUGCAAUUUAAUCAAUACUUUUCAACACGUUUGAAGAAA
Messenger RNA from Poeciliopsis prolifica (blackstripe livebearer), 1018 nucleotides. RefSeq names its product GTPase IMAP family member GIMD1-like. The transcript is spliced from 4 exons. Gene Ontology annotation, molecular function: GTP binding. Lineage: Eukaryota; Metazoa; Chordata; Actinopteri; Cyprinodontiformes; Poeciliidae. Bases 90 to 773 code for a protein of 227 amino acids. The record is from RefSeq and is a predicted model, not a curated record.